Molecule: messenger RNA, 1524 nt
Organism: Herpailurus yagouaroundi (jaguarundi)
Lineage: Eukaryota; Metazoa; Chordata; Mammalia; Carnivora; Felidae
Product: RRP12-like protein
Exons: 4
Coding region: 414-1325 (303 amino acids)
Source: RefSeq, a predicted model, not a curated record
CUGCGCCACCCAGGCGCCCCUAUAAAGGCCUUUUAAAGGAUCGAUGGGGCCCUGCGCCUCCAGCCCCAUCUAGAGACACUGCAGAUAGUGAGAUCUGCCACCCACACAUGGGCCCCAGCCAGGCCCGAUGAAGGUGUGAGAAUAGUCCGGCCCGAGACCAAUGCAGGGCUCAAGAGAAACCUGGUGGUGUUAGGACAAAGUAUGGGCCAAGGAAUUAGAUAGACCUGGACCUGGACCUGGGUCGACUGCUGCCUCUGGCCAUGUAGCAGCCACUUAACUCUCUGUGCCUCAGUUUCUUCAUCUGUAAGAAAUGAUGAUAGUGUCUGCCUCAUGGGGUUCUAAGGGUUAAGUGAGGUAAUGCAGGUUAGGUGCCCGCCACUUUCAGAAGUCUCUAAAGCUAUAACCUUGGUAGGAUGGUCGUGGAUUGUCAUGAAGGAGGGUUUAGGGGAAAGGUGGAGAGCUGCCCAGGUUGUGGAAACACGAUUGGACCAAGGGGUGGGCUGGGCUGCUCUGACCCUCACCCCUUAGCUGGGCCUGUGGGUCCUGUGUACCUGGUCUGUACCGUAGUGAGAGGGCAGACAGAGUGGAGGGCGCCCCCAAAACCUCGGUGCUCUGCCCGCCAGAUGGAAGCCAUUGGGAAGCUCUCGGACGACAUGCGGCGGCACUUCCGCAUGAAGCUUCGGAACCUGUUCACCAAGUUCAUCCGCAAGUUUGGGUUUGAGCUGGUAAAGGGGCUGCUGCCCGAGGAGUACCACAAAGUCCUGGUAAACAUUCGGAAAGCCGAGGCCCGAGCCAAGAGGCACCGUGCUCUGAACCAGGCUGCUGUGGAAGAGGAGGAGGAGGAAGGAGAGGAACCUGCCCAGGGCAAAGGUGACAGCAUCGAGGAGAUUUUGGCCGACUCGGAGGAUGAGGAUGCCGAGGAGGAGGAGGAAAGGGGCCAGGCCAAGGAGCGCCGGAAGCUGGCCCGACAGAGAAGCCAGGCGUGGCUGAAGGAGGGUGGUGGGGAUGAGCCCCUCAACUUCCUGGACCCUAAGGUGGCCCAGCGAGUCCUAGCUACCCAGCCUGGGCCCGGCCGGGGCAAGAAGAAGGACCACGGCUUCAAGGUGAGUGCCGAUGGCCGCCUGAUCAUCCGGGAGGAGGAGGACGAUGCUGCCACGACCAAGAUGGAGGAAGAGGAAGGCACUAAAGGUGGGACCACCAUCCAUUCUAGGGGCACAGCUGCUUCUGGAGUGGGCAGUGUUGCACUCACUCGGUCGUUCAUUCACUCAUUUGUUUAUUUGCUCAUUCAUUCCGUGACCACUGGUUGGGGAAGUGUAGAUAAAUAAGAUAAUGAGGGGCUUGUAUCUAAGACAACUUCCUCAAACGUUUUGAGUUUCUCAAACUUUUUUGACCACAUUGAGAAAGUUUUACUUUGCAAUCUAGCCACCUAUACAAUACAUACAUAAUUCAAACAGAACUUUCAAAACACUGUACUUCCUCUUGACUGUGUGUGAUGCACUUUUUUGGCCACUGUUCUGUAUCUUU